AUGUUUUUGUCUGAUAUGGAAAGAGUUGGGGAAGAAAUUGUGGCGAGUAACAGUAUACAAGUUAAAGAACUAGCUAGUAAUGUUGUUCUGUUUAAGCUAGAUGGUCAGGUUUUGACUCAAGAAUUUGGAUUAGCUAGAAAUGAUGAUCCUUCGAGGAGCGAUUUUCCGGGAAGUUCAGUUCAUAGGAAAGAUGAUGCUGGCUCAGGGGUUUCUGUGGAAGAGCUGACAUUGGGGAAGUUUAGGAAUCCGGUCUCGGGUUUAAGAAGUAAUAUUGAUAGUUUUAAGGCUGGGAAGUUUGACCAUCUGUCUGGUUUAGCGAAAGGAUUUGGUUUUGGUGGUGUAGAUGAGGAACUUCGUUCACGACCUCCUGAUAUGGAUCAGAUGUUGUCAAGAAUCAGACAACAGCUUUCAAGAGCUCCUCUUGAAAGGCAAAAUUUGAGACCUGAUCAGCCUCUUGACGCUGUUUCAGGACGAUUAAGAGUAGCAGGAGGAAGUGACAAGAGUAACAAAGAUGCAUCUGCAUUGACUAGUGGAGAUGUCCAUUUGGAAACACCCUUGAGUUCUUCAAAUUUUUCUCAGUUGAUAAGUAAAAGAGCUUUGAAAGGGAAGGAGAUAGUUGGAAAAAAACCGGAAACUCAUCUUGAAUUCGGCUUUGAUAAGGAUUUAGGAAGAAGCAAGGAAGAAAGACUGGAUCAUAAGUUGCCGACUACUCACAAUGUGUCAACCCUGAAAGCACUCCACGAAGAAAACAUGACGGUACUAUGCUCUGCAGAUGGGGAUUAUCCUAAACUUUAUCCGCAGGAAAUCAGUUUGAGGGAAUAUUUGAGAUCAGGUAAUAUUAAAAGAGAGAAACUUAGGGGACUUCUUCUGUUUAGGCAAUUGGUGGAGCUGGUUGACUCUGCCCACUCACAAGGAUUCUUUCUACAAGACCUAAGGCCUUCUUUUUUAUCUGUAUCUCCAUCUGAUAAGCUUAGGUACAUCGGUUCUUCCGGCAAGAAUGAUUCAGAUUGGGAUGCUAAUGAAGUUUCAAAUAGGAAGAGAACCUUAAGUCAAGAAUCAUCUACAGUAGAUAGAGAUUUAAAGCAAAGAAAAGUGGGUGGGCAUUUGCAUUUGCCAAGUAGUCGAUUGCAGGUCACCACAACUCAGAGACCUGGUACAAAGACAAGUCCUAUGAUUGAUUUAAAUGCGAUUGAUGAACAAGAUCAAAACUGUUAUGAACUUCACCAGCAAAACCAUUUUAGCCAUCUUGGUGCAUCUGUCACUCCGAUAAAGCAGUGUAUCUCCUCAGAACUUUGGCUUGAAAAACUGUGGUAUGCUUGUCCAGAGGAGCAAGGCAUAAACAAUAACAGAUUCAAAUCAAAUAUAUAUUCCCUUGGUGUUCUCCUUUUUGAGUUGCUAUGCGAUUGCGAGUCCACUGAGAUGUAUACUGCAAUGAUGGCAGAUUUAGGCCGUCGAAUUCUUCCACCAACGUUUUUUUCGCAAAACACCAAAGAAGCUGGAUUUCUAUUUUGGCUUCUACAUCCUGAACCCUCCUCUCGACCCACAGCUAGAGAAAUACUGCAGUCUGAGUUGCUAUGCAAGGAAAAUUCAGUUUCAUCCGCUGGUGAUGAUGAAGAGGUGCCGGAGCUGUUGCUUCACUUUUUGGCGUCACUAGAAAAGCAGAAGCAGAAACAUGCAUCUAAGCUAUUGCAAGACAUCCAGACCAUAGAGGAAGACAUCAAAGAAGCUGAGAGAAGGUAUUCUUCAAAUACAUCGCUAACCAUACCUCGUGGAGCUAGUGAAAGAAGAUUUCAAUCAUCUCAAGCAAAUGGAAGCUGUGAUACUAUCUCAAACACUCCGUUUGUGCCAACAGAUAGGCUGAUAAAUAAUAUCCGUCAAAUUGAGGAUGCAUACUUCUUCAUGAGAUCCCAAAUGAACGUACCAGGUUCUGCUAAGAGUGCCCGCUCUGACAAAAGCGUACUGAAGGACAGGGAUAUGUGUAAAUUUGAAACUUGUGGGACUAUAAGAAGCGGGGACCUUUUAAACUCAACGGGUUUGAUAUGCUCUUUGAGUUUUGACCCUGAUGAGGAACACAUAGCGGCAGCUGGUAUAUCAAAGAAGAUCAAGAUUUUUGACUUUGAUGCAUUCAUGGAUGAUUCAGUCGGUGUUCAUUAUCCGCUAGUUGAGAUGUGCAAUAAAACUAAACUAAGCUGUGUUUGCUGGAAUAGCUACAUCAAAAACUACUUAGCCUCAACUGACUAUGAUGGUGUAGUUCAGAUAUGGGAUGCUGGGACAGGACAAGGGUUUUCGCAGUACGCGGAACAUCAGAAGAGAGCCUGGUCAGUGGAUUUUUCCCCAUCCGACCCGACAAGAUUUGUCAGUGGAAGUGAUGAUUGUUCUGUGAAACUUUGGAGCAUCAAUGAUAAACGGUCAACAGGAACUAUCCGGAGUCCAGCAAAUGUGUGUUGUGUGCAGUUCUCUGGUUCAUCCAGUCACUUGUUGGCGUUUGGAUCAGCUGAUUACAAAGUCUAUUGCUACGAUCUUCGGUAUGUGAAAACUCCUUGGUGCACAUUAGCUGGUCAUGAGAAGGCUGUUAGCUAUGUGGAAUUUAUGGAUUCAGAAACCAUCGUUUCCGCUUCAACUGAUAACUCACUCAAGCUUUGGAAUCUCAACAAGACUUAUUCCUCUGGCUUAUCUUCUGGUGCAUGCUCAUCUACAUAUAAAGGACACACAAAUCAAAAGAAUUUUGUCGGUUUAUCAGUUUUGAACGGUUACAUAGCCUGCGGUUCAGAGACCAAUGAGGUAUACAAUUACUACAGAUCCUUACCAAUGCCAAUGACUUCGCACAAGUUUGGAUCAGUCGAUCCCAUUUCCGGAAACGAAUCCUAUGACGACAAUGGACAGUUUGUGUCGAGCGUCUGUUGGAGAAAAAAAUCGAAUAUGCUUGUAGCUGCUAGCUCUACUGGAACCAUGAAACUACUGAAACUGGUUUGA
Arabis nemorensis is the source of this 2973-nucleotide messenger RNA. Lineage: Eukaryota; Viridiplantae; Streptophyta; Magnoliopsida; Brassicales; Brassicaceae. The record is from the annotation of a GenBank genome assembly.